Molecule: messenger RNA, 2373 nt
Organism: Panicum virgatum (switchgrass)
Lineage: Eukaryota; Viridiplantae; Streptophyta; Magnoliopsida; Poales; Poaceae
Exons: 8
Coding region: 1057-1800 (247 amino acids)
Source: RefSeq, a predicted model, not a curated record
CUCUCUCUCUCGAACCACCCUCCGCCUCGCCAAGUCGCCAGUUGGCUACCGCCAGUCACCACCACGCACCACCGGCGGGCGGCGGCCCAAAUCUCCCCCGGCGACCUCGCGCCCCCGCGCUCGCUCGUCCGAUCCCGUCGCGGUUCCCUCCCCGAUUCUGUCAAAAUUUGCGCGAACACUGGUUGGAGACACUCAUCCUCGAUUUGGUUCUUUACUGUUUUUGGUUAACUUCGGUAAAAUUCCUGCUGGCUUCUAUUUCUUCAGUGCUACAUAGGGCUGAAAUUUGUUUCAUUGUCUGUAUGGAUAACUUCCUUUGCCGCACCGCAGCUUAUUUUCCGUCCUGCGAUAUGAGCUGGCGUUUUAUUGCUGUGGUUUGUUUUGAUGCAAACUUGUGCUUGACCUAGUAUCAUUUGUAUGAUUGUACCCACAAGUUUAUAUACUGAAAAAUAUAAACCUAGCCCUUGUUUUAGGACUUGAACAUAGCUUUAUUUUGACACCACGCAGUAUUGAUGAAUGACUGGCUUGCUAUUGUGCUCACAUAUCGCAGCUUUUCUUGCUGAUAUGUUUGAACUUGAAUGGUCUAGUGUUACUUUUCUGUAAAUUUGCAUUGUAGAUCUUUGGCGUCUUCUCAAACUUUAGCAGUGUUGUUAGAAUUCAUUAAGGUAUCCAAGAACUGGUUUGGCACAAGGAUCGUUUGUGUCAACAGCGUGUUGAUUUCUACAAAAACUUCUUUUGGUUGUACAAGAAAGUGCUUUCUAUACAAUUUAUUUAUCAAAGCUGUUAUAUAGGGGUUGUAGCUUGAUAGUUCUUGAAAUGCAAUUAGCAAAUCUACCAGAAAACAACAUGCUGCAGCAUUUUUGUUGAUAAUUUAAUGCAUCUGUUUGGUUAUGUAUUUUCAUUUGAAAUUAAAUGCUUUUUUCCGUAGCUUUAUUCGGAUAAUCCAUAUAGAAAUGCUUUAUCCUUGAUGAUGGUUAGCAACUUGCUCUUUACCCUUGUCUCGCAUCAUGUUCUUUGAAGUUAAGAUAUAUUUACUUUAUGAAUACUUAUGAAUGACAGAUGGAAUUGCCAGAUGAAAGAGUGCAAGUAGAUGCACUGGAAAGACAUUUAUUGGCUGGUUUAUCUUCAAACGACUAUAACAGAAUCAUUGAGGAUGAGGUCCUCCAUGAUGCGUCAUUUGCAGAAAUGGAAGAUAAUUUUGUUAAGUAUCAAAUUGCCCAGUGGAUUCUUUUAUCUGUAUUACUAGUGUUAGCUUGGGGAGUUGGAGUGCUCAUGCUACUUUACCUACCUAUUCGAAUAUAUGUAUGUCGGAGGGACUUCCGCUCAAGGAAGUUGUACUUGACACCACAUGCUGUUGUUUAUAAGGUAAACAAGCCUGUUGCAUUUCCUUGUUUUGGGGUUUUCAGGAAGGAGAAAUAUGUUAUCCUCCCUUCAAUUUCUGAUGUUGUUGUUGAGCAAGGUUAUCUCCAAUCCUUUUUUGGGGUAUAUUCUAUCAGAAUUGAGAAUGUUGGUGUUAGAAAGCCUCCUAGUGAUGAUGUAAAAAUAACUGGGGUUGCUCAUCCGCAUGAUUUCAGGAAGGCUGUUCUAGUCCAUCUUUUGAACACAAGGAACCUGAAUUUCAGUAGGAGAGCUCCAUCUGAUGGACAACAGAGCACAAGUUUGAAUCCUAUAGCUAGUGCUUGGGAGCCUCCUCUUGGGGAUUUGAUACUAGAGAAGCUUGAUGAAGUUGAAAUCUCUGUAAAGAAAAUGCAAGCAGUGGUACAGGGUAUUGAAACUUCCAAAACGAAGAGCACAUCCAGUUGAUUCAAUAUAUGUUGAUUCUUGACAGUGGAGGACAGGCGUAGCGCCGCGGAGCCAGUGGAGGACAGGUGUAGCGCGAUCGUCAUGGUCACCGAGCCAGUGGAGAACAGGCGUAGUGUGGCCGUCAGGCGCGCAGAGGACACCGGCGCUUGUGGCCUACCACCGCGAGUUGCGCUGGAUGGACGCCGCAUGGCCGCCGGAGCCGGGGUGCUUGGGGUUGUUGUGCUGCUGGCUUUGGAAGAGACUAGAAGUGAAUACGACGUCCUAAGAAACUGUCAGAUUACUCACUAUGGUGUAAAUUCUUUAUUUAUUCUUUACUUGUCUUAGUGUUUUCUUGUUGACUAUUCUAGUUUGCAAGAUUUGUAUUGAUGUUUCUCUCAAUGCUAUGUAACUAAUUACUUGCUCAUUGUUUAUCUCAUUUUCCUUGUUUCUCUGAAAGCACAAUGACAUUUUUUAUCGUUUAUACAUUUUUUUAGCUGUAACUUUCUGUUUUGUAGAUUGUAGAAACACACGCAGCAGGAGAACAGAUCGGAUUUGGUGAUUGUGAUUUUUUUAGUAAAAUUGUAAUUGUAACUU